This is a messenger RNA of Merops nubicus (carmine bee-eater), 2853 nucleotides long. It is a transcript of the gene RTEL1, whose product is annotated as regulator of telomere elongation helicase 1. Gene Ontology annotation, biological process: negative regulation of DNA recombination; regulation of double-strand break repair via homologous recombination; telomeric loop disassembly. NCBI's taxonomy places the organism in Eukaryota, Metazoa, Chordata, Aves, Coraciiformes, Meropidae. The transcript is spliced from 25 exons. The annotation marks the transcript as partial. The record is from RefSeq and is a predicted model, not a curated record. Gene Ontology annotation, molecular function: nucleic acid binding; DNA polymerase binding; hydrolase activity, acting on acid anhydrides, in phosphorus-containing anhydrides. Gene Ontology annotation, cellular component: nucleus.
UCAACAGGGCUGAACAUGGAACUCGAAGAUAUAGCAAAGAUAAAGAAAAUUCUUCUUCAGCUAGAAAGUGCCAUUGAUGCAGUGGAGCUGCCACCCAAUGACAGUGGGAUCACCAAAGAGGGGAGCUACAUCUUUGAGCUGUUUGCAGAGGCCCAGAUAACGUUCCAGACCAAAUCCUCCCUCCUGGAGUCCCUGGAGCAGAUCUUACAGUUUCUUUCAGGCCGUACUGGGAUAUUUGUCAAUACAUCUGGAUUACACAAGCUCUCAGAUAUUAUCCAGACAGUAUUCAACGUUGAUCCUCCAGAAGGCACAACAGGUUUCGUGCCCCAUAAAUCAAUAUCUAAAUAUUAUAAGGUUCACAUUCAUCUGGAUAACAGCAAUCAAAAGAAGAAACAAAGAACAGAUCUCUGGAACUCAUCUGCAAAAAAACAAGGAAAGACCUUAAGCUAUUGGUGUUUCAGCCCUGGAUACAGCAUGCACGAGCUUGUUCGACAGGGAGUCAGGACAAUUAUCCUCACUAGUGGGACUCUGUCCCCCCUCUCAUCAUUUACAAUGGAAAUGCAGAUCCCUUUUCCUGUUUGUCUGGAGAAUCCUCAUGUUAUUGAUAAACACCAGCUCUGGGUUGGGAUCAUUCCUAAGGGACCUGAUGGAGCUGUGCUUACUUCUACCUAUGAAAGAAGGUUUUCAGAGGAUUAUUUAUCUUCUCUGGGGAAAACAAUUGGGAACCUGGUGAGGGUUGUACCACACGGGCUGCUGGUGUUCUUCCCAUCCUAUCCUGUCAUGGAUAAGAGCCUGGAGUACUGGAGAGAGCAUGAUUUUGCUAGAAGAAUAGAGGAAGUGAAGCCAAUGUUUGUGGAACCCAGGAACAAAGGAAGCUUUGCAGAGGUAAUGGGUGCCUACUAUGAUAAAGUUGUCUGUCCUAAAUCCAAUGGAGCUGCUUUCUUGGCAGUGUGUCGGGGAAAGGCCAGUGAAGGCUUGGACUUUGCAGACAUUAAUGGACGAGGAGUCAUCAUUACUGGGCUUCCAUUUCCUCCUCGUAUGGAGCCCAGAGUCAUUCUAAAGAUGCAGUUCCUGGAUGAAAUGAGAAGAAGUGGUGCAGGUGCACAGUAUUUAUCUGGGCGAGAGUGGUACAGUCAGCAAGCCUCCCGGGCUGUUAACCAGGCUAUUGGCAGGGUCAUCAGGCAUCGCCAGGACUAUGGUGCCAUCUUCCUCUGUGACCACAGGUUCACCACUGGUGAUGUAAGAGGCAAGCUGCCCUCCUGGGUCCGCCCGUACGUGAAUGUUUAUGACAACUUUGGGCAUGCAGUCAGAAGUGUCUCCCUCUUCUUCCGUGUUGCUCAAGACAUUAUGCCCCCACUCCUGCCACAGUGCCCUUCUGGCUCUGCUGCUUCCCUAAAUGAAACCAGUACAGCACCAUCUACUUCAUCUGAGCAGACCCUCUCCCUGAAAAAAGCCAAAAACUUGGAUGACCAUGUUCCUAGUUUGAAGAGGAAAAGGAACGUAAAUGGAGAUGGAGCUUCCAGCCUCUGCAUGGAGUAUGAACAAGAGCUUGUCUCACCUAGAAGACAGUGUGCUGGGCUCUUGGAUGCCUUGGAACGCAAUGAGAAGAACACUGAAGGUGCAGAGGAGGAAGAUGACUUGUCAGGAGAGGAGAAGGCACACCGUCUGUCAACACUUAGCCUUCAGUAUGAGAAGAGGUUAACAGAUGAGCAGAAAGGAGGAAGGAAGAGAAUAAAGCUAGUCAGCAAUACACAAGCUGCUAAGAGGACAGACCUGACAGAGCCCAGGAAGGCCCGAGCCACGAUGUACAUCGCCACGGUGAAGGAGACCCUGAGCCAGCAGAACUACGACCUCUUCUCUAAGGCUCUUCAGCACUACAAGAAGACAGAUGACUUCCCUGCUAUGUUAUCUCAAAUGAGCUCUCUCUUCAUAGAGGAUGAAAAAAAGCAUGUCUUGUUACGAGAAUUUUACCAGUUUGUUCGACCUCACCAUAAAAAGCAGUUUGAUGAAGCCUGUUGCAGUCUGACUGGAGUAGGCUGUGGCUACAAACCUGAGCACAGCCUCCUGCGGGAAGAAAGAGAGAUACUAGCCAAGAAAAUAGAAGAAAAACAGAGCCAGCAGAAAACUGCAUCCUCAAAGGACUCAUGUGCUCAGCUAAACCCUGGGCUCCACUUGAACCAAGGAGGACUCCACUUGACAACAGGGCUGAACAAUGCAGGGCAGGAUGCCAGUCAAGCUCCAAGGAAAGACACUGAGAAAGCUUCAAGCUCUAGGAGAGAUCACCACCAGGUCCUCAGGACUGCCUACCUCACAGACAUGAAAAGGGCUUUGACCAAAAGCACUUACAGCCAGUUCUAUGAAGCAUUGUUGGCUUACAAGAAAACUGAUAACUAUGAUGCCAUGAUAUCAGUCGUGGCAGCCCUCACCACUGAGAGGCCAGAAGACUUUCACCUCCUACAGAGGUUUUACAUGUUUGUGCGUCCUCAUCACAAAGAGCAGUUCAAACAGACCUGUAAAAAUUUGACUGGAAUGGUCUGUGGAGAGGGAGAGAAGCAACUGCAACAGGAGGUGCAAGGGGAAGGGAACCCUCUGAGUUUGGAGAGCUUGUGCACAGAGGGAGAAAACAGCCAUGCACAAGAUGCAGCCACAUCUAAAGGUGACAUGCCAGAGAAAAUUCAGAGGAAGAUUUCCUCCUUCUGCUUCACCCAGAAAAAUGAACCUGAAUUCCCAAAGACCCAAGUACCCAAGGAAGCCAGUAAAGUGAGAGCCCCCCCAGGCUCUGGAGCUGUGCCCAUCUUCCCCUUAGAGAUGGAGCCAGAGUAUGGUGAAGAAGUGCCCAGGGUGCCACAGUGA